This is a messenger RNA of Eleginops maclovinus (Patagonian blennie), 1111 nucleotides long. It is a transcript of the gene gpr35b, whose product is annotated as G-protein coupled receptor 35 b. The coding region runs from base 239 to 1096 and encodes 285 amino acids. The transcript is spliced from 2 exons. Gene Ontology annotation, cellular component: plasma membrane. NCBI's taxonomy places the organism in Eukaryota, Metazoa, Chordata, Actinopteri, Perciformes, Eleginopidae. Gene Ontology annotation, molecular function: G protein-coupled receptor activity. The record is from RefSeq and is a predicted model, not a curated record. Gene Ontology annotation, biological process: phospholipase C-activating G protein-coupled receptor signaling pathway; positive regulation of Rho protein signal transduction.
GGGGAACUGCUCCUGUGUUCUGCUUUUUGUUAGAGGAUGCUAUAAGGUCAGGCCUAUUAACCUUGUCUGGCACUCGAAGCGACAUAGUCCUACAUAUGUCACAAAGACAGGAAAUGAAGCAAAGGCAGUGGUUCACACAGAUCUGGACUUGAUAGAUGACGUUGACAUGCUUGUGCAUCUACCUUAAUUCAUAACGUUUAUGCCAUUACAACUCAUUUGACACUUUUUACAGAUAGCUAUGAGCUGCAACAUCACCAACACCACCAACUCUUCUUGCAGGGUGGACACCCUUGAGGGUUUGGCUUACUGUCCCGUGUUUCUCCUGGGAUUCUUCGUCAAUGCCGCUGCUCUGCGUGCCUUCUUUGCCAAACGGGACUCCUGGACAGACACGCACAUCUACAUGCUCAACCUGGUUAUAGCUGAUUCUGCCCUCAUUGUCUUCAUUCCCUUAAGGAUCUAUAAUGCCUUCUUCUGCCUACCAACGUCUUUCUUAUGCACUUUCCUUCUUUUCUCACAUUACAUCAACAUGUAUGCAAGCAUCCUGACCACCACAGCCAUCAGUGUCCAGCGCUACCUGUUUAUAGGUUUCCCACUGCAGGCCAGAUCAUGGAGGAAGAAGAAAGAGGUCGCUUUGGCAGUGUGUUUGAUCCUUUGGGGAUUUCUUGUGACAUUAGGAUUUAUAUUUCGAGAGGAUAAUUACCCAGAAAAACUCUGGACCUGUUAUGAAAGGUGUAAAAAUAUCCCCCUUCACUUGGAGUUUAUAGUCAUUAUGGUUGUUUGUGGCUAUCUCGCUCCACUGUUGAGUAUUGGCUUCUGUUCUAGUCGCAUCAUCUCUAUUCUGCUGAAGGAAGAUGACAUGGCUGAGGAAAAGAAACGCACCAUUGGGAUAGUCACAGCAAAUUUGAUUGUUUUCAUUGCCUGCUACACGCCAAUUCAUAUUAGCUUUAUUGUCAACUACAAAGUACCACUAAAUUGGCAGUUUGAAAUAUCACCUGAACAUGUCUAUUUACAAGUAGCUGAAUGGGUCGCCUCCACAAACUGCUGUUUUGAUUCUGUGAGCUAUUAUUUUCUGCUGAAGAGAUUUUAUCCCAAUUAAAUGAGGGUACAAACA